Ustilago hordei is the source of this 705-nucleotide messenger RNA. RefSeq lists its product as uncharacterized. NCBI's taxonomy places the organism in Eukaryota, Fungi, Basidiomycota, Ustilaginomycetes, Ustilaginales, Ustilaginaceae. The record is from RefSeq and is a predicted model, not a curated record. The transcript is spliced from 2 exons. The coding region runs from base 1 to 705 and encodes 234 amino acids.
AUGAAUCUCACUCCAAGUGUUGACAACAAGUUCCCUUACCAAGCAAUGUUUGGGAAGUCACCAGAGCAAUUCACAAGCCUCUUACAAGUGUUUGGAUGUUUGGCAUGGGUGAAUGUACCCAAGGUCAAGCGAGAUAACAAAAAAUUGGAUCAUCCAGACUACAGCCCAACAAUUUUUUGGAGUAACUCAGCAAAGUUCAUGGAAUUGAAAUGUUGGUCAGACAGAACAGAGUGGCAACCAGUUGAUACACAAAUGCCACCAACAAUGACAACUGAAGAAGACAUUGAGAAUCUAGGGUAUAUGGAGGAAAAUUUAUUUGAUGAAGUAGAUAGGGAACCAUUAAUGGAGUACAUGGACAUGGAUCUAAGUUCAGAAGACAAAUCAAGUGAAAGAACAGCAAAAGAGGCCAAGCAUGAACUGGUUGCUGAGACCCAGAUCAAUGACAAACUCUUCAGACUUGUAGUGACACAUCCAGAAUGGAGAAGGAACUUGGAUCCAACCAUCUGUGAGGUGUUAGGUGGAGAGGAUAGGAAACAUUGGGAAGAGGCCAUGCAAAAGGAGCUGGAUGGAUUAGAGGCUAUGGGCACAUGGGAAAUCACCAACCUCCUGAAAGGAGCAAACACCAUUGACAUGCAUUGGGUCCUCAAGAUCAAGACUGAUGUGAACCUUGUACUGAUGAAGUCCAAGGCUAGACUUGUGGCAUGA